This is a messenger RNA of Halichondria panicea, 1324 nucleotides long. RefSeq lists its product as uncharacterized. Lineage: Eukaryota; Metazoa; Porifera; Demospongiae; Suberitida; Halichondriidae. The transcript has 2 exons. The record is from RefSeq and is a predicted model, not a curated record. The coding region runs from base 1 to 1197 and encodes 398 amino acids.
AUGGCCUGGGCACAAAAUUGCAAGUGUCCUCUCUAUUUAGCUCUAUGCUGCGCUGAUACCGUGAAAGAAGGGCCUAGGAACAUGAGUUCGAGUGUAAGCAACUUGUACAACUACAGCCUGUAUACCAUAGAGAAAGAUGGCAAAACCGUGAAGCUCAAACCAUCACAGCUAACUACUCAAGUUAUUGGUAAAGUGUUUGGACUGUUCCCCGAUUCCAUUAUUUUGAUUUCUGACGAUGGGUUUGUGGAAACACCAGACCAUGAGGGAAAGUUUCUUGAUGUAGAUGACCUAUCAAAGUGGGUUGUGAACGGGGAUUCGCUCAAGGCAGAUGGUUUGCCUCAAGACCAGCAAGUAGCCUCUUUCUCUUACCAGCCUCCUUCACAAGCAACAUCACAAGCAACAUCACGAAAAAGAGGACGACCGCCAAAAUGGAGUCCAAAGUUCACGUCAGCCUUGCUAGGUGCAAGCUCUGCCUCAGGACAGAAGCCACCUGGAGUUCGAGCUCGAGCUGAACCGAGUGUUGAUGGUGCAGGCCCUUCCACAAUGUCUUCAAGUUCUAGCAGCCGUCCCGAAUGGAGAAAGUAUAUUGAGGUGUGCAAAUGGAAUGAAGCUGAUAAACAAUGGAAGAAAGUGAGCAAUGUCCCCAUCGACCUUUCUGAGGAAAUUGCCAGCGUUCCAAAUGUGUCGAAGAUGGUUAGUGACGAGCUAUUCAAUGGUGAAGAAUGCGUACUUAUGGACAUAGACUACCUGAAGAUACCGAAUACUUCUACUACUCGAGGAUCAAGGUUUUGGAAAACCUCCAAACGUAUUCGAGCCGUUAGAAAAUCUGAAGUAAAGAAAGGAAGGGUUAUUUCCUUGGACUCGAGCUCUGAUAGUGAUUUUGAUUUUGCCCCACAGCACAGAGCAAAAAAAAUGUCUCUACCAUUGGCACCAUCUUCCCUAGGCACUAUGGAUAAAACUGUAUUCGAAUGCCUCGUAUGCAAGUCUCAGACAUCAUUCCCAGCUGUGGUGUCUCCCUGUUGUAAUGUUAUUUUGGGGUGUGAGGUGUGUGUGGCACAAUGGCUGGAGGCCCAGUCAACCUGCCCACAUUGUCGUGCCUCUUUGACUCUCAAGGACUGCCCAAAGUUACCCCUUGUAAGAAGCUUCCAAGAAUUUCUUCGAAAGCAUACGCCUUCUCCAUUGUCAAGCUCUGACUAAUGAACAUUUAUUGGUGAACUUGUAUCCCUGUUGUGUUUUCAUCAAGAGUAUAUGUAUACUCUUGUUUCAUGCAUUUAUUCUUAUUCUUAUUCUUAUUCUUGUUAUUAUUAUUAUUAUGUGAACUUCA